Vespa velutina is the source of this 4676-nucleotide messenger RNA. RefSeq names its product complexin (gene cpx). Gene Ontology annotation, biological process: regulation of neurotransmitter secretion; synaptic vesicle exocytosis; neurotransmitter transport. The transcript is spliced from 5 exons. Gene Ontology annotation, molecular function: syntaxin binding. The coding region runs from base 359 to 781 and encodes 140 amino acids. Gene Ontology annotation, cellular component: terminal bouton; SNARE complex. Lineage: Eukaryota; Metazoa; Arthropoda; Insecta; Hymenoptera; Vespidae. The record is from RefSeq and is a predicted model, not a curated record.
UUCGCGCGCGCGCGCGCGAGAGAGAGAGAGAGAAAAAAAAAUAAUCGCCGACAAAAAACACCGGUGACGGAGAGGAAGAGAGAGAGAUAUAGUCGAGCGCGUCUCGUGAGAAAGACUGAAAAAAAGAGAGAGAAUAAAUAUUCACAAACGACGAGAAUUCAGCUUUUAAAGUCUACAUCGACGUCAUCGUCAUCGUCGUCAUCGUCGUCGUCGUUGUCGUCGUUGUCAUCGUUUCUUUCGUCGUCAUUGUCAUCCGUCGUCCUCUUCGUCCAACGGCGAACCAACAGUUGCCUAUCGCAGAUAAAGAUUAUAGAAGAAUUGUUUUGAUCGCUGAUCGUUGAUCACCGAGCAGCAAAAAAUGGCGGCUUUUGUGGCAAAGCAGAUGGUCGGCAACAAGCUGAAUGCUGUUAAAGGAGCGGUCGGUGGCGAAGGAGGAGACGAAGAUGACAAGGAAAAGGAGGAGGAGGCCGAAAGGGAAAGGCAAGAAGCCAUCAGGGAAGCCGAGGAGAGGAGGAAAGAGAAACACCGCAAAAUGGAAGAAGAACGAGAAAAGAUGCGACAGGAGAUCAGAGACAAGUAUAACAUAAAGAAGCGAGAAGAGGUCCAGGAAAUGCCGCAGGAAGAGCCAAAUCCUUUGAUGCGAAAGAAGAAGACGCCAGAGGAAUUGGCGGCCGAGGCUGAAGCAGAGGACGAGGACGAGUUAACGAAAUUGAAAAACGUGAUAGAGACGCACGUGAUGGACAUCAAAACGCAAAUCGAAAGUAAGUGCAGCCUCCAAUGAGUCUACGGGAGUAUAACAGGGACGGCGAGCGCGACAUCAUGUGUCAUCGUGAUAGGAGACGAUGGGGUGGUUGGAAAAUGCGGAAGAGGAGUUACUGCUGGUGAAAUGAGUAGAGGAGGAAGAAGGGAUGAAGAAGUAAGGGGGAGGAAAUGAGAGAGAAGGUGCUGUCUUCGUCGCGUUCGCCGUACGUAGAUCGAUCCGAGCGUGUCGUCCAACCAUCGUUACUCGACCUUCGAAAAGAGAACGCUGAAUAGAGAGCAAAAGAGAGAGAAAGAAAGAGAAAGAGAGCGAAGGAGAGAGAAAGAAAGAGCGAGAGAGAAAGAGAGAAAGCUUAAGGUCGAUCGCGUUAACCUUUCGGAGGAAGAAAAGACAAGUGUUUCAAGUUAUUAUCCGAUCGAUCGUCUUUCAUCGAGGAAAAAAAUAAAAGGAGAAGGAAAAAAUGAGAAAAGGAAAAUAAACGAAAGUUUUGUUUUCUUUUGCUUGAUUUUUUUCUUUCUCCUCUCUCUCUCUUUGUUUUUUGUUCUUUUUUUUUAUUUUUUGUUUUUUUUUUAUUGUCGAUGAGAGACAUCCGAUUUCAGUAGUAGAAGAUAUAUAUAUAUAUAUAUAUAUAUAUAUAUAUAUAUAAAUAUAUAUAUAUAAAGGGCAAUAGAGUAUAUGGUAGAAUUGUCGAAAACGAUCGUCGAUGGGCCUACGACAAAGAAAGAAAACGGAAACAAGAGUUGAAAAUGUGCGCGAACUAAUAAGAAGAAGACUGGAAGAGGAAAAUGGGACGACGGGAGAGUUCGAAAAAAGGCCUGUGUGGAAGAAGAAGAAAGAGAGAGUCCGUGAAGAAGACGGAUUCGACGAUUCGUUUACGGGUCACGUCUCGUGAGAAUUCAAAGAAGAGACGAAAGAAGAAAAAAAACGAGAGAAAAAGAAAUAAAAAGACGUAGUCUAUGAUCGAGAUCGAUUACGAUGAAAAGAAUUUUCCUUCUUUCUUUCUUUCUUUCUUUCUUUCUUUCUUUCUUUCUUUCUUUCUUGCUCUCUUUCUUUCUAUCUUUUUUCUCGAAUUUUCUUACUUCGCACUUUUGAAAAACGAACACCAAUUGACAAAGAUCGAAUGUAAAACAUUUUCGACUACGAAUAUCGAUUACGUAUUUUUCUAAGUUAAUCAGAUAAUGAUAGAAAAAAAAAGAUUCAUGAAGGAAGCAAUCUUUCUCUUUCUUUCUCUCUAUUUCUCUUCCUUUAUCUCUUUCUCUCUCUUUCUCUCUUUCUCUCUCUUUCUCUCUUUCUCUCUCUCUCUCUUUCUCUUUCUUUCUCUUUCUAACUCUCUCUCUUUCUCUCUUUCUCUCUCUCUCUCACCCUCUCUCUCUUUUCUCUUCUCUCACUCGGAAUCGUCAUAGACGAAUCGACGUUGCGACGCGAAGGUAAAAAAUGAGCUUAAAAGAGAAGAGGAAUGAACGCAUGGAAAGCACAGGAAAAAAAAGGAAGAAGAGAAAAGCGGAAGUAUAACACGAGACACAUACGUUAGUACCUAAGUUUCUAGUAAAUUUUUUGAAUAUGGUGGGUAAUCUGCCGGUAGAGAGAACAAUGAAACAAAUUAAAUUAAAAAAGAUAAAAAAAAAAAAAAUAAAUAAAAAUAAAAAAAAUAAAACACACAAGAGUUAUGUAGUUGCUAGAUUUCGUGCGACACGGUUGUUUCAAUAAAUAAUGAAAUUAGGAACGAGAAGGUAGGGGGUUAAUAUUAAUUAAAGUAUUCGUAGUUAGCGACGAGUUAAGCCAUGAGGGAUCGAGGGCCAUGAACGAAUAGAGAAAGUCGAACGAGUGAAAGAGAUAAAAAUUAGAAGUGGAGAAAAGAAAAAAAAAAAACAAACAUAUAGAGAAGAAACGAAAAGCUAUUGAAAAUUGAAAAAAAAAAAAAAGAGAGAUAAGUGAGAAAGAUAAUGAAUCCGAACCGGCGGCCUUUGCUCUCCAUCCGUCCAAAUUAUGCGAUUUUUUUUUUAAUUAAAUAAGAAAGAGAAAACUAGAAUGAGUUAAGAUCGAGAAAUAGAAUCUUCGGACGUCUGAUAUUCUAUUAGAAAAAUGAAAAAAAAAAAAAAUGAACUUUUUAGAUUUCGUAUAAGACGCGAGCAUAAACGUUCGAUAGAAUUUUUAUCUCGGAACGAGCGAGCAACGUCAAGUUUUUGCUCGUAAUGAUGCCUUUUCCUCAUUUUCUAUUAGAAUGCAAUAACUUAUUCCUAGCUGACAAAAAUUCUCUCUCAUAGUUAGGCAAACUCGUGGUUUUGAGUCCAACCGAAAAUAAAUGAAAAGAAAAAAAAAAAAGAUAACAAGUGGACGCGACAACCGGAGCAUUGACCGCCAGCUCGAAACGGAGAAAAAAGAAACAUGCGUGGUACUUGCGAUAUUUUUGUUCAUUGUUUUUUAAUCAGCGAGCGAGAAAAGUAGAAUAUGUUCUGGACGAGGAAAAAACAAAAGAGGAUUGAACGGCCAAGGGGAGGAAAGGUAAAGGGGGAAUUUAAAGGGAAGAACAAAAAAGAAAAACGCACCAAAAAAAAAAACAAAAAAGAAGUUAAAAAAUAUAGAAAAAAAUGACACAUGUAAAACCAGUUUUUCUACGGAGGAUGGAAGACAAAAAAUAUUUUUUUAUUUUCGAUGUCGUUCCUCUCAAUGUUACCCGAAGGAAAAAAAAAAAAAAAAGAAAAAAGAAAAAGAGAAAAAACAUAGAAUGUUCGUUAAAAAGAGAUAAUGAUUAAAAAAAAAAAAAAAAAGAAACGGACGCUCCCGAUCUGUCCUCGAGCACAGUCUCUCCCUUUUUUUUCUUCUACUUUUCUUUUCUUUCCUCUCUCCUUAGACACCUGUCCGCCGUCGAACUUCAUCGCAGACACAUAUACCGCAUGAUUCGCGAAGCAACGACCAUUUUCAAGCCUUAUGUUUUACUGCUUAUCGAAAAACGAAACUUAAUCCUGAUAGAUUCCCGACACGCGAACCGUAAACCGUACGAUACGUGUAUCACGCACGAUAAUGUAAAAACAAAAUCGAGGAAAAUAGAAGAAAACCAAAGAGAAAAAAAGAGAGAAAAGAUAUAACGUGACGUAGAUUUUUUCGGUGGUAUAGGAAUAAUAAAAAAGGAGCAAGAACAGUAAAAAAAAACAAUGGAGAACGUUACUUGUUAAAUUAUGAGUUAUGUACGUAAGUCAUAAAGAAAAAAAACGGAACGAAAAGAAAAAGAAUGUGCGUGAUCGAGAAAUAUAGAAUCAUAAGUCGAAGGGCCUUCUUUCCAAUAAAAAAAAAAAAAAAAAGGAAAAAAAAGAAAAAAAAAGAUUAUUAAAAGAAAAAGAAAAAAGAAAAAAAAACACAGAAAAAGAAAAGAAAAAAAAUAAAUCUUUCGAUGUUCAGAACGCGCAUGUUGGCUUUACGUGAACGUAGUUACGCUUGAAGAAAGCAUAAACGAGUAAAUAGAUACAAAGACUACUUACGUGUUUCUCUCGAUGUAAUUAUAAACUAUCCGUGUCAACGUCAAAGAUGUUCGCUCUUCUUGCAUGCACGCGCUUUCCUACUCUUACUCGUCGAACGAAUUGAUGUUAUAGGACGGAGGAAAUAAUAAAUAAAUAAAAAAAAAAAAAUAUAUAACCGAUCGCAGAGUCUAAAAGUUAAAAGAAACAAGAACGAUGAUUUUCGAACGAUACAAUUGACCUUUCUUUAACUUUUCGCUAUUCAAGUUGAUGGCGUUAAUUAAAAUACUCUCUUGAAAUAUUAUACGAUGUCAAGAAAAAAAAAAAAAAGAAAAAAGGAAAAAUAAAAAAAAUUAAGAUAACCGUAUAAACGUUCGGGGAAAUAAUCGAGUCAAAAGUUUUGAAGUAAAAUAGUAGGGGUAAGUUCUUUCGUUUCAGAAAAAGUUCGAAAAGUUUCAGAAAAA